UUGAUUUUUUUUUUUGAUGGGCACAAGUGAAACGAUGUGAAGAAGCGACGGAGAGAAACUAAUAACCUUAUUACAUUAUUUUAGUGCUAACAGUUUUCUUCUCGUUAUUUCCCCACAGCACUAACCGGAAGUAUCGCACAUAUACAGAAAGGUCUUUCGCGUUAAAAUAAAUAAUAACAAGGGGAUACACCCUCAGGGCAGGUAAGAAGAAAAUCAGAAACAACUUAUGUGCGUAGAUACCACCUUGUUUGCAGCAUUUAUUGAUUUAUUUCUCACUUUCGCGGCGUUUCAAACGGGGACUCGGUUUGAGUUAGAUGGGCGGGAUUUCCGGUUGGCGGUGUUUAGCGUGUACCCGGUCGAUUUAACCUAACGCACGCCGCCAGUGUCGCGUUAAAUCUCUAUAAAAUGUCUCUGAGAAGUUCUGGGACGACGUGUGCCGUUCGCGGCUGUCACCACAACCGAACGAAACUAAACCUGUGGCUACAACAGGAGUGUUACGAUCACAAACCGCUCACGAAGUCGGAGUGCUCCUGUCCGCAGUGGUUUUCCUUCUAUCGCCUGCCCGCUGCCGAGGAGGACAGGAGGAUCUGGCUCAGGAACCUGUAUUUAAAAAAGCCUCCGAAGACUCUGUACGUGUGCAGCUUUCACUUCGUCGACAAGAAACCCACAGCAGAGAACCCUUAUCCGACCCUAUGGCUCGGCUAUUACAGACCUCCGGAAAAGAAACGCCGCAAACUGCAAAGAAAAGAAACCGGCGCCGCGUCUGCAGAUGAGUGUGGUGGCACAAAUAGUAAGGCUCAGGUUCUGGAUGGACGCAACUCCGAAAGACCAAAAUAAUGUGCUUUAUUGAGAUCCAACAUCAGCGCUACAAAGAUUUAGGUUUCAGUCAGUGUGUGUGAGCGUUCAGUGCCUUCAGCAGAGCUGUUGAAGUGUAUCGUUUUAAUGACACUCAUGAAACCGAAGCUUAUUUCAGUAAUAUCUGAUAUGUCGCAUCGUUUUGGAGUUAAAGCGUGUGCAUGGACCGCUUGUCUCACAGACAUCUUGGCUUUGAUCGAAGCCACCUGCACUUCAGCGGGUUCCUCGGUAGGUCUGUUCAGAGAGAGUGCUUCAUCCAAAGAACCUGGAGGCAAAAAAUGAGAAAGCGACAUGCUACGGUUAACCGACUAGCUCAGUCACGAUUUUCUUUUAUUGUAUGGAAAAAAAGAGAAAAGGUUUAACGAAAGCAUAUGCUGAAUGUCUCCAUUUUGUGUUUAGCAAAAAUAAAGUGAAAUGAUUUUUGCUUUUUGGGUGAACUUAUGUAUUGAUAAUGCAAAUGAUGUAAUAAAGGAUAAAGUUGGUUUAAAAUGUAAAAAGAAAAGAUAUAGACACUGUUGCUGAUCAUUUUGGGCUUUAAUAAAAAUGUGAAUUUUGAGAAAUUAAA
This is a messenger RNA of Puntigrus tetrazona (Sumatra barb), 1420 nucleotides long. RefSeq lists its product as uncharacterized. The record is from RefSeq and is a predicted model, not a curated record. NCBI's taxonomy places the organism in Eukaryota, Metazoa, Chordata, Actinopteri, Cypriniformes, Cyprinidae. Bases 406 to 837 code for a protein of 143 amino acids. The transcript is spliced from 2 exons.